This is a messenger RNA of Telopea speciosissima, 1326 nucleotides long. Its product is annotated as protein trichome birefringence-like 19. Lineage: Eukaryota; Viridiplantae; Streptophyta; Magnoliopsida; Proteales; Proteaceae. Gene Ontology annotation, molecular function: O-acetyltransferase activity. Gene Ontology annotation, cellular component: Golgi apparatus. The transcript is spliced from 2 exons. The coding region runs from base 1 to 1326 and encodes 441 amino acids. The record is from RefSeq and is a predicted model, not a curated record.
AUGAAGCUUCACGCCAUUGAGCUUCCCUCAGGGAAGCAAGCUUAUUCUAUAAGAAAUUUCCCAAUAACUAUAGCCUUGGUUCUCAUCCUAACCCUUAUUCCUCUGUAUUACCUAUUACCAAGCUAUGCUUCAUUUCCAUGGAACAGUAGUUCUUCAAAGAAGUUAUCUUCAUCAUCUGCAAUGCCUCCUUCUUCUUCUUCUUCUUCUGGUGGUGAUGGUGCUUCAAAGGGCUUAACAUCAUCUUCAUCUUCAAGCAGAGAAUGUGAUAUUUUUAGUGGGGAAUGGAUUCCAAAUCCUGAGGCACCAUAUUACACGAAUUUGAGUUGUCGUUGGGCGAUCCAUGAACACCAGAAUUGCAUGAAAUAUGGAAGACCAGAUUUGGGUUUCACGAAGUGGAGGUGGAAACCGGAUGAGUGUGAGCUUCCCAUCUUCAACCCGGUUCAGUUCUUUGAGAUUGUCAGAGGAAAGUCCAUGGCCUUUGUUGGAGAUUCUGUGGCCAGAAACCAUGCGCAGUCCUUGAUAUGCCUCUUAUCUCGGGUGAUGUACCCUGUGGACAUAUCAUAUACCAAAGACGAAGAUUUCAAACGCUGGAACUACACCACCUACAAUUUUACCCUUUCCACAUUUUGGACUCCAUAUCUCAUUAAGAUUAAGGAAGAAGACGCCAAUAAUGGCCUCUUCAAUCUUUACCUUGAUGAAUUCGAUGAGAAAUGGACAACCCAGAUUGAACAAUUCGAUUAUGUAAUCAUAUCGGCCGGCCACUGGUUUUACCGUCCGAUAAUGUUUUACGAGAAGGGUCAGCUCUUAGGCUGCCAAUACUGCUUCAAACAGAACAUUGCAGACCUCAACAUGUCCUAUGGUUACAGAAAGGCCUUCAGUACAGCUUUCAAAGCAAUUAACAGUUUAGCUAACUAUAAGGGCUUAACAUUUCUCAGAACAUUUGCUCCUUCACACUUUGAAAAUGGUUUGUGGAAUCAGGGAGGGAAUUGUUUGAGGACAAAACCCUUUAGAAGCAAUGAAACCCAUUUAGAGGGAAAGGCUUUGGAGUUGUAUAGGAUUCAAGUGGAGGAGUUUAGUAUUGCAGAGAGGGAAGGGAGGAAGAGAGGGCUGAGAUAUGGGUUGCUUGAUACCACUCAAGCCUCUUUGUUAAGACCAGAUGGGCACCCUAGCCAUUAUGGGCACUGGCCCCAUGAGAAUGUGACACUGUACAAUGACUGUGUGCACUGGUGCUUGCCUGGGCCCAUUGACACUUGGAAUGAUUUGCUACUUGAGAUGCUGAAGAUGGAGGGGAUGAAAUCAUUUGAUACACAAGUGAUAGGAACAUGA